This is a messenger RNA of Ambispora leptoticha, 1140 nucleotides long. The record is from the annotation of a GenBank genome assembly. NCBI's taxonomy places the organism in Eukaryota, Fungi, Glomeromycota, Glomeromycetes, Archaeosporales, Ambisporaceae.
AUGUCCACCGCGGUGCAAAGACCACCAAUUACAAUUUAUUCCCACGAGGGGAAUAAAACAGAAAUAAAACAUCCUCUUCCAGCCGUGUUCAGUGCUCCUAUUCGUCCUGAUAUUGUGAACGCGGUUCACACAAGCGUCGCAAAGAACAAGCGUCAGCCUUAUGCGGUAUCAAAGAAAGCAGGACAUCAGACUUCCGCCGAGUCUUGGGGAACAGGUCGUGCGGUUGCUCGAAUUCCUCGUGUUUCGGGCGGUGGUACUCAUCGUGCUGGUCAGGGUGCUUUUGGUAACAUGUGCCGAGGUGGUCGCAUGUUUGCUCCAACUAAAAUUUGGCGUAAAUGGCACGUCAAAACAAACCUAAAUCAAAAACGUUACGCCACCGCAUCCGCAUUAGCAGCAUCAUCAGUCCCGCCACUAGUCCUAGCACGUGGUCACAGAAUCGAAGAAAUUGCUGAAGUCCCAUUAGUAGUUGCCAACGACAUCGAAUCCUUAACAAAAACCAAAAAUGCUGUGACUCUCUUAAAAGCCGUAAACGCAUACCGAGACGUUGUAAAAGUCUCAAAUUCGCGUAAACUGCGUGCCGGUAAAGGAAAAAUGCGAAAUCGUCGACAUCGUCAACGUCGUGGUCCCCUUAUUGUGUUCAAUGAAGAUCAUGGUGUGGUGAAAGCGUUCCGUAAUAUCCCCGGCGUGGAGUUGGUUAAUGUUCGGCAUUUGAAUUUACUUUUGUUGGCGCCAGGUGGACAUUUGGGUCGGUUUAUUAUUUGGUCGCAUGGCGCUUUUGCAUUGUUGGAUGAGUUAUAUGGAACUUAUCAGAAACCUGCUUCACUCAAGAAAGAUUAUCGUCUGCCAUCUCAUAUCAUUUCCAACAGUGAUGUCACGCGCAUCAUUAAUUCCUCACAAAUUCAGUCUGUACUUCGAGCGGCUGGCGAGAAGCACCAAAAACGACCAUACACACAGAAGAAGAAUCCAUUACGAAACAAUGGCGUGCUCAUUCGACUUAAUCCGUACGCGAAGGUGUUACGUCGUGCUGAAAUUCUGGCUGCUGAGAAACGUGCUAAAAACAAAGUCACGAAGAAACGGAAGUUCAAGCUCACGACCAAAGCCUCUAAGAAGUUCCUCGAAAUUUUGAAGAGCGAUGUAUGA